Molecule: messenger RNA, 453 nt
Organism: Rotaria socialis
Lineage: Eukaryota; Metazoa; Rotifera; Eurotatoria; Philodinida; Philodinidae
Source: the annotation of a GenBank genome assembly
AUGAUGGACACAUCACGCAUUGCUCACUUGUUUUUACAAUAUUUACCAGACUUUUUUAAAAAGAAAUUGUCUCACAAAGAAAAUCAUUUUGAACAGAAUUUUCCAAGUCAAUAUUCAUUAUUUGCAUCUAUGACAAAUAUUCAUAGUAAUGAAGAAAAUCCUAUCUAUGAUGAUGAAGGUUGUUUAUUAUUGAUGGAAACCAGUCAAUCAAAUCUUUCUUUAUUUAAUGUUAGUUGUGAUUCACUUGUUUUUAUUGAAAAUCAAGAUUUUAAUCAACAAUCAAGACAACCAUCGAAUACAAUUAAACAUUAUAAUAGUUCGAUAGACAUUCAUGUAGAUAUUAAAAAAUCUUCAAAUCGUUCAACGAUGAUUCUUUGCGAUGAGAUGAUUUCUUCCGAAACAAAAACUCUACAACGAUGGAAAGGGCUUGAACUGUUGAAUACAUGUGCUUGA